Messenger RNA from Cladophialophora psammophila CBS 110553, 1335 nucleotides. RefSeq lists its product as uncharacterized. The transcript is spliced from 2 exons. Gene Ontology annotation, molecular function: clathrin-cargo adaptor activity. Gene Ontology annotation, cellular component: AP-2 adaptor complex; cytoplasmic vesicle. NCBI's taxonomy places the organism in Eukaryota, Fungi, Ascomycota, Eurotiomycetes, Chaetothyriales, Herpotrichiellaceae. Gene Ontology annotation, biological process: clathrin-dependent endocytosis; intracellular protein transport. Bases 1 to 1335 code for a protein of 444 amino acids. The record is from RefSeq and is a predicted model, not a curated record.
AUGUUGAGUGGCAUCCUCCUUUUCAACCAGAAAGGCGAGAACCUCAUCUUCAGAGCGUUUCGUCCUGACUGCCGCCCACGACUGGCAGACAUCUUCCGCAUCCAAGUCAUCUCCAAUGCUCAAGUUCGAUCGCCCAUUCUUACGCUAGGCUCAACUACUUUCAGCCAUGUCAAGCACGAAAACAUCUAUCUCGUGGCGGUCACAAAGAGCAAUGCCAACGCAGCCGUGGUGUUCGAAUUCGUCUACAAAUUCAUUGCGCUGGGAAAGCAAUACUUUGGCAAAUUCGACGAAGAAGCGGUCAAGAAUAAUUUUGUCCUCAUAUACGAGCUUCUUGAUGAAAUUCUCGACUUUGGCUACCCUCAAAACACUGAUAUAGAUGUCCUCAAAAUGUACAUCACCCCGGACAACAUUUCAUCUGCCAUUCGAUCCGUCUCCGCACCUCCGAGCGACACUUCCAAGAUCACAAUGCAAGCCACGGGCGCUCAGUCAUGGAGGAGAGGAGACAUCAAGUAUCGGAAGAACGAGGCAUUUGUGGAUGUCAUAGAGGACGUGAACCUGCUCAUGAGCGCCACCGGAACCGUCCUUCGUGCAGAUGUCACAGGGCAGAUUGUCAUGAGAGCAUACCUGAGUGGAACACCGGAGUGCAAAUUUGGUCUCAACGAUCAGUUGGUAGUGGGCCAGAUUGCGCACGGUGUAGACGGUCCCAUCGGAAAUCAAGAUGGGAGACGCAAGGCCACAAGGGCAGCCGCCGGCUCUGUCACGUUGGAAGAUUGUCAAUUCCACCAGUGUGUCCAGCUCGGCAAGUUUGAGACAGACAGGACGAUAUCCUUUGUUCCGCCCGACGGAGAGUUCGAAUUGAUGCGCUACCGAGCUGUCGAGAACGUUAACCUGCCAUUCAAGGUCCACGCCAUUGUCCGUGAAGUUGGCACCACAAAGGUGGAAUACAGCAUUGCGGUCAAGGCCAAUUAUGGUAGCAAACUGUUCGCGACCAACGUGGUAGUAAGGAUUCCCACCCCACUGAACACUGCCAACAUCACAGAACGGACCACUCAAGGGAAAGCCAAGUACGAACCUGAAAACAACUGCAUCGUAUGGAAGAUAGCACGAUUCGUUGGCGGCAGCGAAUUUGUGCUCAGCGCCGAAGCCCAUCUCACAAGCAUGACGAACCAAAAGGCUUGGUCGCGACCUCCGCUAAGCAUGACUUUCUCUUUACUCAUGUUCACGAGUUCCGGACUGCUGGUGCGGUACUUGAAGGUUUUUGAAAAGAAUAACUACAGCAGCGUCAAAUGGGUCCGCUACAUGACCAAAGCCGGGAGCUAUGAGAUUCGAUUUUGA